Cydia fagiglandana is the source of this 3018-nucleotide messenger RNA. RefSeq names its product homeobox protein unc-4-like (gene OdsH). Gene Ontology annotation, molecular function: sequence-specific double-stranded DNA binding; DNA-binding transcription factor activity, RNA polymerase II-specific. Gene Ontology annotation, biological process: regulation of DNA-templated transcription. The coding region runs from base 574 to 1605 and encodes 343 amino acids. Lineage: Eukaryota; Metazoa; Arthropoda; Insecta; Lepidoptera; Tortricidae. The transcript has 4 exons. The record is from RefSeq and is a predicted model, not a curated record.
ACGAUUUCAAAACACCUAUUACUGUCACCGUGUCUAAACAUUUAAACAACAACAAAACAUCAUAAACGCGUUUUACCUCAAAACGCAUAUAACCUUUUAUCACCCAGUACAUAUUCACAGUUUGCGGUGAACAUUCCGCCCGCAAGAUUCUUAUUUUCUAUAAGUAUUUAUGGUUCUAUAUGUCUGGAGCGCGCCAUGCGGCUAAAAAAGAUUAUGACAUCCCUCGCGAAGCGACAGCCCUAUAAAUCCUACUUACAUACAACCUCCAACCAAAAAUACACCUUAAACGAAAUACAUUAGAGUUGGGUUUAAGCCGUUACUGUUGAUAGAUACGUCGCCACAAAUUCAAUGAUGCUCAGCUUAAUUUAUAGCCCGCUAUUCAAUAUCGAUCUGUAACUCCCGAGCGUAUGGUUUAUUAUCGUUUAGCAGCGAAGUGUAUCCUACUCGAAUAAAUCUAUAAUAUGAAGGCGGGAGCGUGGUGGGGCUAGCGCCGCCCAGCGCUCGCCAUGGCAGUGAGGUGCGAGCCGGCGCCGAAGGACCAUGUGUUGUAGUGUUGUGCUCCGUGUGUGAACGAUGGUGUUAGAAGGCGGGCUGCCGGCGCCGCUGCAGCUUUACGCGGCGGCGGCGGCGGGGCUCGCGCCGCGCCCGGCAUGGCCGCCGUUCCUGCCGUUCUUCGGCGUGCCGCCGCCGUUCCUGGCGCGGCCGCGGCUGCCGCACCCGCUGCCGGCGCGCGCGCCGCACGGGCCGCCCAGCGAGGACAGCAAUGAGGAUGGCGGGAGCAGUAAAGGUGGCGUGGACGACGACGGCGACAGCGGCAAGCGGCGGCGCUCGCGCACCAACUUCAACUCCUGGCAGCUGGAGGAGCUGGAGCGAGCCUUCCUGGCUUCACACUACCCUGACGUGUUCAUGAGAGAAGCCUUAGCUAUGAGGCUGGACCUUAAGGAGAGCAGAGUUGCUGUAUGGUUCCAAAACCGACGAGCAAAAUGGCGGAAGAAGGAACACACAAAAAAGGGUCCCGGACGGCCGGCGCACAACGCGCACCCACAAUCCUGUUCUGGAGAACCCAUACCGCCACACGAGCUGAGGGCCCGCGAGAGGGCGAGAAGAAGAAAGAAGUUGGCUAAAGCGCUCGACCGGCAAGCUCGCAAGCUGCGCGCGAAGGGCAUCGCCGUCGACCUGGAGGCCCUCAAAGCUGAGUACCUGGCUCAGCACAGGAACAGUGGCCUCUACUCCGACUCCGACGGAGAUGUGGACGGAGAGGACAGCAUGAUCGACGUGGUUGGAGGAGACUCCUGCCAUGAUUCCGGCCCUGAAGACUUCUCUCUGUCCAGUAGACUUCGAGCGCCUGCACACGGAGACGCUAUCAACAACUCAGACAGUUCCACUUCAGACGCACAUUCAGGGAGAAACUUCAGCCCUCUCCCGGACCCUCAGCAGGCGUUCUUCAAGCACUUCGGACCCUCGAACUUCGAGAAAUUCGACUUUGACUCAGGCCGCGCGGUAUCUUUAGACCUCAGCGGCGGGAGUACGUCGGAACAAGACCUGUCGAAGAACGGGGGCAGAAAGCACAACCCGUUCAGUAUAGAGUCCCUGCUUAAUACGUGAAAGUGACUUUGAAUAGUGACUAUAGAGGCUCUUAUUGCCCAGGUGUGAAGAGCCUGUUUACUUGUGUGAAUAGCGUUUUUGACGUUGCCCGAUAAAUAAUGUGCAUAUAGACAAGAUAUCAAUUUCAUGACGAGUAAGUUCUAAUUAUAUGUACCUAUCUUAUAAAUAAUGUAACAAAGUAAUGACUGUUAUAUGGAACACACUUGAACUUUUGAUUGUAUUUGGAGAACGUUUAUGUCACACUUUAUUGUGCAUUUAGAGAUAGAUACGUCUUAAUCUUACAUGACAAUGUUUAGGCGCCUAUUUCAUAAAUUAAGCAAGUGACAGAAUAAAUAUGAAAAUUUGAAACGUGUAGCUUCCCUGGGACCCAGAACAAUGUAAGGCGAUCAUAAGCCGUACCAAUUAUAUAAAAAAAAUAUAUUUCAGACUUAUUUGCCGAUAUUACAUAAAAUUACAAUAAAAUCAGAAUUGAAUAAUUAUAUGAUAAUUGUACACUAAAAACAACGAAAAUUAAUUAAAACUAAUGAAAAAUGUUGCAAUAAAGUUGAGCUCCGUUUGUCAUAGUAGAGUUGUAAAUGUCAAAUGAAAACUGUCUUCUAUCACCUUCUUCAUUUUUGAAAUAGCUAGCGGUUUUGGGAAAGCGCGUGUUUUGAUACAGUAGACAGGUUGUUCAUACCUGGACUCAGUAAAUUGAUGAAAGGUUUGCUUUAAUAUAUAACUGAUUAUCAUUAGUUCUACUCUGCUUCAGUAAAGACUUGAUAGAGCAGGCAGAGGUGCAUUUAAUUACCAUUUUGUAGAGUAUAACAUUGCUGUAAGAUUUUUAACAGGCGCUUACAGAAACUUUUGUUAAAACACCAUAUCUUUUAUAUUUUUCCUCCUACACCAUUAUUUUCGAACGUGAUUGAGCAUAUAAUAGAGUUAGACCAAGACAAAUCUGCAGCGAUUUUGAUAGGCCACUCAGUGCAAGUGUUAUUUAUACGUUAUAAUUUAAUAGAGGUUUGACGUUUAAAAUAACACUUGCACCUCGUGGGCUAUCUAAAUCGCUGCAGAACAUUCUUGGUCUAACACUAUAAGUUUUCGAUUUUUAACAAAACAUAUUGUUUUCAAUGUAUUAUACGUACACACCAGGUAUUAUUAACUAAAAUAGAAAUUCAGAUAUCAUUAUGAUGUCAAAAUGUGAUUGGUCUCAUGGUCUUAAUAAAAGUUUCUGAAAACGCCCAAAUGGUACUUAAAUGUGACUUAGACUGUAUCAAAUAAAGGUGACCUUCGGAUGUCAACUGCAGAUGCAUUACUGUCAAUUUCCAUGAUAAAAUGAGUGACGUUCGCCGCCGCAACUGCCACGAUUAUGACGUUCAUUCCGUCACUCACAUUUUAUCAAGGAAUUUGACAGAUACUCGUAUAGCAUUGGCUACA